Messenger RNA from Nelumbo nucifera (sacred lotus), 999 nucleotides. Lineage: Eukaryota; Viridiplantae; Streptophyta; Magnoliopsida; Proteales; Nelumbonaceae. The record is from RefSeq and is a predicted model, not a curated record.
AUGACACCUGAUUCACUAUCAUGUUUACGAUUUCGAUUUAUUGGCGAGUGCAAUCUAGACGUACGAGUUGUUUUGUUGGAAGAAGCAACGCCACCUAUGAAGAUUGAGACGGGACAUCAAGACACCGUUCAUGAUGUGACCAUGGAUUACUACGGCAAGCGUCUCGCUACGGCAUGUUCUGACAACACCAUCAAGAUAAUUGGGGUUUGCAAUUCAGCUUCUCAGCAUCUUGCUACUUUGAGUGGUCAUCAAGGCCCCGUUUGGCAGGUUGCCUGGGCUCACCCUAAGUUCGGCUCCAUCCUUGCAUCUUGUUCCUACGACGGACUAGUGAUAAUUUGGAAGGAAGGAAACCAGAACGAGUGGAGUCAAGCUCAUGUUUUUAGUGAUGAUCAUAAGUCCUCUAUGGAUUCCAUUGCAUGGGCUCCUCAUGAACUUGGCCUCUAUUUGGCUUGUGGAUCAUCAGAUGGAAACAUCUCCGUCUUUACCGCCCGUGCUGAUGGUGGAUGGGACACUGCAAGGAUCGACCAAGCUCAUGCAGUUGGUGUAACUUUAGUUUCAUGGGACCCAUCAACAUCUCCUGGAGUUUUUGUUGGGUCCGGGAUGCUCCAGCCUGUUCAAAAGCUCGUCUCUAGUGGGUGUGAUAAUACUAUGAAGGUGUGGAAGCUGCAGAGUGGAAGUUGGAAGUUGGAUUGCUUUCCUGCUCUUCAGAUGCACACUGAUUGGGUGCGGGAUGUGGCUUGGGCACCCAACUUAGGGCUCCCCAAGUCGACCAUAGCCAAUGCUUCACAAGAUGGGACGGUUAUUAUAUGGACCUUGACCAGAGAUGGUGAAAAGAAAUGGGAGGGUAAGAUAAUGAAAGAUUUUAAGAACCCAGUUUGGAGAGUCUCAUGGUCAUUGACUGGAAGCAUAUUGGCUGCGGCUGAUGGGAACAACAAUGUUACAUUGUGGAAAGAAGCAGAAAAUGGAGAAUGGCAACAGGUGACAGCAGUAGAGCCAUAG